CCUAAAAUGUUGGGUAUAUGUAUUCUGUGGUCAUAAUACUUGUUCCAAAGAGAAAAUGUUUAAAUACUUGUUCCCUUACCCUUAUUGGUCUGUGGUCAAUGGUCAUAGUUUAUUUUGCUUGCAUCACUCCACUCAAUAUUGAAAAAAUCUGUAUUUCCAACUACAGUUUGAAAAUAAUGGAUCUAGCCAAAUCUUUGUUCAGUUCACGCGACCACAUUGGUUAUGUGGGACGAGAAGAUCACGAGCGCAAAAUCAGUGCAGCUUUAGCUGAUGAUGAUCCAGAAGAUAUUUUAGAUUCUGUAAGUGGGUUAAACAUUGCUGACGAAUUACUUCCGACUCCAGGAGGACCCUUUUCUGGCCUAACUCCAAGUAUGGUUCCCCAAGAUAUAAUGGCUCAGUUAGCACAACCAGAGUCUGAAGGACACGGCGGUGGCCUUCCUGAUUAUCGAUUCGACGACUUCGGCUUUUGCGUUGAAGAUGAGGACGGAAAUGAACAAUGCACCAGUAAAUUAUUAGAUAACGCUCUCAUGGAAGAUGAUCAACAUCGUUUGCAAUGGGAAUUCUACAGCAAAGAAAUUAAUUUCACUGAAAGAGAAGGGAAAUUGAAUAAAAGUGACAUGUUACAAAAAAUGGUCAAAGACGGAGUGCCACAUUCACUUCGACCCCAAGUUUGGAUGCAUUUAUGUGGUGCAAACAAGAAACGUGCAUCAACAGAAAUAACAUAUCAUGAAAUAGUGAGAGCCUCUAGUGAUGAUGCAUUAGUUACCAGUAAACAAAUUGAAAAGGACUUAGUUCAAAUAUUGCCCAAUAAUGUCUGUUUUUCACACCCUACUAGCACUGGUGUACCUCGAUUACGAAGAAUUCUUAGAGCAUUGGCUUGGCUUUACCCAGAUAUAGGAUACUGCCAAGGGACUGGAAUGAUAGCAGCCUCACUAUUGCUAUUAAUGGAGGAAGAAGAUGCUUUUUGGAUUAUGUGUACUACAGUAGAGGAUCUAUUACCAGCAUCAUAUUACUCUUCCACACUAAUUGGCAUACAAGCAGAUCAGAAAGUUUUAAGAAGCCUCAUAUCUUCAUAUUUGCCUGGCAUUGAUCAAGUUUUAAAUGCACAUGAUAUAGAACUUUCACUAAUAACCAUGCAUUGGUUUUUAACACUUUAUGCAAAUGUAGUGCAUAUGAAAAUUCUUCUCAGAAUAUGGGAUUUAUUCUUUUUAGAUGGUUCUAUUGUGCUUUUCAAAGUUACUUUAGCAAUGCUUAAGAUUAAAGAAAAUAGAUUUACUGAAAUAUCAAAUUCAGCACAAAUAUUUAAUGCCUUGUCUGACAUUCCAGGAGAAAUAGAUGAUGUAGAUUUAUUAAUAAAAACUAUUGAUGAAGUGUGUGGAGAAACUUUAAGUCCAACAUUAAUUGAAACACACAGAAGGAGACAUUUAGCAUACCUUAUGGCUGACCAAGGAGCUUUGGUAGGCAACCCAAGUGCAGUACCUAAUCUUCCCAAACAACAACUUCAAAGGAGGCAGAUCAAGAGAAAUAAAUCUGUUAUUCAAACAAUACUUUUUGGUGAAGACAGUAACAAUGAAGAUGCAGUUUCCAAAAAUGUUAAACAAACAGAAAUUCUGGUUGAUCUCAGAGAAGCAAUUUUACAGGUUGCUCGUCAUUUUCUUGCACUUGAACCACAGCUUACUUCAGAAGUUCAAUUAACUGCUGAUUACACUAUGCAAAGUCAUGCAGCUGACAGGGAACGAUAUGUCAAUGUUUCUAGAAGCAAAAGAAGACGUGCUAAGGCUCUUCUGGAUUUUGAAAGAAGAGAUGGAGAUGAAUUGGGGUUUAGAAAAAAUGAUGUAAUAGAAGUCAUCAGUUCCAGAGAUGAACAUUGUUGGAUUGGUGAAUUAAAUGGACUAAGAGGAUGGUUCCCUGCUCGAUUUGUCAAGUUACUGGAUGAAAAAGGAGUCAAAUACAGUAGAGCAGGAGAUGAUUCUGUUACAGAAAAAGCUGCACAUUUAGUGAGAGGAGUUCUUGCACCGGCCUUCAAAAGAGUAUUGCUUCAUGGAAUAAAGAGACCAAGCUUCUUAGAUGGUCCCUGUCACCCAUGGUUAUUCAUUGAAGAAGCAUCAUCAAGAGAAGUUGAGAAGGACUUUAAUUCUGUCUAUAGUCGACUAGUGUUAUGUAAGACAUAUCGUUUGGAUGAAGAUGGAAAAGUUCUCACUCCUGAAGAAUUAUUAUAUAGAUGUGUCCAAGCCAUUAACUUGUCACAUGACAAUGCCCAUGCACAAAUGGAUGUAAAAUUACGCACAUUGAUUUGCAUGGGAUUGAAUGAAGAGGCUUUACAUCUAUGGUUAGAAGUUUUGUGCUCAUGUGUUGAUGUUGUGCAGAAAUGGUAUCACCCUUGGUCAUUCAUUAACUCGCCAGGCUGGGUACAAAUUAAAUGUGAAUUAAGAAUCCUUUCUCAGUUUGGAUUUAACUUAAACCCUGAUUGGGAAUUGCCUUUGAAAAAAGAUACACAAAAUCAACCAUUAAAAGAAGGAGUAAGAGACAUGUUGGUUAAGCACCAUUUAUUUUCCUGGGAUCUGUGAUUUGAAAUUUUGAACUUUACUAUAUGUAAAUAAUGUUGAUUUUGCUAUGGUUUUAGAACUACUACUUAGCAUUGUUUAGUUACUUUGUUAGUAUUUAUUUGCCUCAUAUAUUUAUUUUCGUUAAGUAUUGUAAUCAUUUAGAUAACUACAAAAAUUAAGUCUAAUUUAAAUAAUUAUUAAUGCUUAAACUUGGUAUUUACAUCUGAUUUUGUGGUUUCAUGUCUCCCAUUACACACCAUCACUACAAUAAAGUUUUCACUUUCACUUGAUUAAAUUUUUUUUUUUAUAAUCUUUGAAAGUACAACAGAUGUCAAGACACCUGCCUUCAUGAUGAAAUGCUAUCCUAUUAAUAUCAAAGAUUUGAAUCGUAUUAUAAAUGUGACAGUUUUUAUGGAUUUUUGUUACUCUUUAAUGUGAAAACUAAAUUAAAAUCUAUUCAUUUUAAUGUGACUAGAUAAUUAUAGUUCAUACAUCAGAUUAACAUUUAUGUGCAGGCACAGAAUCCAACUUGCAGGCCGGUCUUGCUGCAAUUCACACUCACAGUUUAGAAAAAUAUUAGGCACUUUUUUAACACAUAAGGGGGUUUGGAAUUUAUUAGGUUUAUACAAAGUUUUGUUUGAUGUGUAACAUCUUUCCUCUCGCUUUCCUGCAAUUUGUGGGAGUGAUUUCGUGA
Messenger RNA from Chilo suppressalis (striped riceborer), 3240 nucleotides. The record is from the annotation of a GenBank genome assembly. NCBI's taxonomy places the organism in Eukaryota, Metazoa, Arthropoda, Insecta, Lepidoptera, Crambidae.